AGCUGAAGGCGAAGCUUAUACUGUCAAAAUUUCUAGUCAACCCAGUUGGAAAAAUGUUCAGCUGGAAUUCGAGACGCUAUUGGGAUUUAUGGCCCUACGAGCUGCCGCUACAUCACUUUCCGGGCCAGCCAGAGCUGACGCAAGAACCGCCAUUAGAGCGGCAACAACGACCGCUAGUGCACUUCCUGCAGCCAAACGAACUGCCGCCUGCCGAGAAUGAUGACAUAUAUCAGGUGUUCAACUUUAUGAACCGCUGCUAUUUGUUGGCCGGCAUCUUUAUGGUCAUCACGGUGUUCCAAUGGCUGCUGUUUACCCUCCUGGUGAAGCAGAAGGGUUUAUUUGUGCUGCCUGGAUUUAUCUGUCUGCUAUUGGCCUUCACAGCGCUAAUGAUGCUUACCUUCUGCUUGCAGCUGCGCUCCAAUCGCUGGUUCGGCUGCAUCUUUGCCUGGCUCUUUGUGGAGACCGUCGCGUUGAGUGUGAUACUGCUGCUACCAGUGCGAUCGAUACAAAACAUCUCGGUGGCGCUCGUUGCGGCUCUUAUAGUUCUCGCUGUGUGCUAUUUUCAGGGAGCAUGGCUGCCCAUGUUUAUUUUGCCCGGCGUGAUAGUAUUGGUCGUGGUGCUCAUUGUGUUUGCAGCUCUGGCCGGAGUGGUGCUCAUAUUGUUUAUACUCACGGAUCAGUCCGUAUACCGAGUUGUUUAUUUUGGCCUCAUUCUGUUUGUAACGCUGCCCAUGUCCCUAUUUCAUGCCCAAGUCAUACAUGGUCGUAGAUAUAGGCUACCCAAGGAGGCAUUUUUGAGCUGUGCAGUUAUCAUUUACAUGCAUUUCAGUCUAUUCUUCAUGGCGUUCUACUACCUCAUCUGGGUGCACAAAUGGUGAGCGUCAAUCAACAGUAAAUAAUAAAGAAAUAUUUGCGGAUGUCAGAUGUGUUUAAUCGAAUAGUGUA
Drosophila novamexicana is the source of this 945-nucleotide messenger RNA. RefSeq lists its product as uncharacterized. NCBI's taxonomy places the organism in Eukaryota, Metazoa, Arthropoda, Insecta, Diptera, Drosophilidae. The coding region runs from base 54 to 878 and encodes 274 amino acids. The record is from RefSeq and is a predicted model, not a curated record. The transcript has a single exon.